UUACUCGAAGAGGGAUGACGCCGAUAUAUCCUAAAUCAUAAGCAAAGCCGCAGAUCUUCGAACUUCAAAACUGCAACAAACUCUCAUCUUCUCAAACAUCGAUUCACUGCUCCCCAAUCCCAACCAAAAACCCUAAUUCCGAUUCUUCCUCACUUCUCAUCAAUCCUCAGCUCCUAUGAGCUACCACGCGAAUAGUGAAGAGGGCCGAAGAGGUUGGAAAAGGAAGCCCCCGGGAAUGGAACGUUGGGGGAGAGAACAGAGGCCGUACGAUACAAACUCUAGACCUUACGAUAGGAACAUGGUUCCUCAUGGUUGGUUAGGCUGCCCACCACAUGGUCAAGAAUUAGGAUUCAUAAUACCAUCAAAGGUCCCACUCGGUGAAUCCUUCAACGAUAACAUCCUAGGUCAGAAAUAUACUCCCAAGCAAGCAAUUCUUCAGCAACGAGCUUUAGGUAGAGAACUUGGUUUAGUGCUUGAUCUGACAAAUACUAACCGUUACUAUCCAGUUUCAGAUUGGACAAAAGAAGGGAUUAGUCAUGUUAAGAUAAGAUGCAAGGGAAGAGAUUCUGUGCCUGAUGAUGAAUCUGUAAAAAAAUUUUGUGACGAGGUUCUGGACUUUUGCUCCCGAAGAACAAAUACAAAGAAAUAUAUACUAGUACAUUGCACACAUGGGCAUAACCGUACAGGUUAUAUGAUUGUUCAUUUUCUUGUGCGCACAGAAUCCAUUUCUGUGACUGAGGCAAUAAAUAGAUUUGCUCAGGCUCGUUACCCAGGAAUUUACAAGCAGGAUUACAUUGACGCCCUAUAUAUGUUUUAUCGUGAAAAGAAGCCUGAAGAUCUUGUUUGUCCUCAGACUCCAGAAUGGAAAAGACUUUGUGAGACAGAUUUUGAUGGUGCUGCUGUCCCAGCUGUAGACAACUAUAGAGAUGUGCCUCAGCAGGAUGCUGUAGAAAAUUAUGGAAAUGUUCCUCAGCAGGUGCAUGCUGUAGAAAAUCAUGGAAAUGUUCCUCAGCAGGAGAAUACCAUGAGGAAUGAAGCAUUGACUAAUGACGAUAUUUUGGGAGAUUCCAUUCCUUCAUAUCAGCUGCAUACAAUGCAAGAAGUUUGUUAUCAACUGCUCAAACUGGGCACAGGGGGGAGAGGACGUCCGCAGUUUCCUGGAUCACACCCCGUUUCUUUGAACAGUGAAAAUCUACAACUCUUAAGACAGCGGUAUUACUAUGCCACUUGGAAAGCUGAUGGAACUCGUUACAUGAUGCUGAUUACUUUUGAUGGAUGUUAUCUGAUCGACAGAAAGUUUCUCUUCCGAAAGAUCAACAUGCGGUUUCCUUGCAGAUACUCAAAUGGGGGUACACCUGAGAAGAAUCACCACUAUACAUUACUUGACGGGGAGAUGAUUAUCGACAUGGAUCCGCAUACGCAUAAGCAAGAGAGAAGAUACCUCAUUUAUGAUCUGAUGGCAAUUAAUCAAGUCUCAGUGACAGAGCUUCCAUUCUACGAACGGUGGAAAUUGCUGGAGAAAGAAGUAAUUGAGCCUCGUAACAUGGAACGAGAGGCUCUUUCCAAGAGUACAAAUCCUUAUUACAGAUAUGACUUGGAGCCAUUUAGCGUGAGGAGGAAGGGGUUUUGGUUACUUUCUACCGUUUCAAAGCUCCUUCAUAAAUUUAUUCCACAACUCUCGCAUCAAUCAGAUGGUCUGGUGUUCCAGGGUUGGGAUGAUCCAUAUGUCCCUCGCACACACGAAGGUCUUUUGAAGUGGAAAUAUCCCGAGAUGAACUCUGUUGACUUCCUCUGUGAGGUUGGAGCAGGUGAUCGCCCCCUCCUUUAUCUGUUUGAACGCGGAAGGAAGAAGUUAAUGGAAGGGAAUAGAGUUAUUUUUAAAGAUGCAUCAGAUAUUUCUUCCUAUUCAGGGAAGAUCAUUGAGUGCUACUGGGACGCCACAGAGCGUCACUGGGUCUGUAUGAGAAUCAGAUUUGACAAAGCAAAUCCGAAUGAGAUUAAUACCUACAGAAAGGUAAUGCGAAGCAUAAAGGAUAACAUUACCGAAGAGUUGCUGUUGAAUGAGAUCAAUGGAAUCAUUAGCCUACCCUUAUAUGCAGACAGAAUACAAAGGGAUAUCAAGGCUCACCAGAACACCGUCUUGUUGCGGCGCAGAUAACUGAUAACAACGUAACUAUAAUAAUCAAAGCUAAGUAUUCCACUGCUACUUUAUUGAAGAUAAAAAAGACUGCUAAACCAGGUGCUGCUGGCGGAGCUGUGCAUUUUUGGUUGCCAAAGUCAUCAUUGUUGGUUGGGGCAAGAGAUCUAGGUUAUAAGAUUCUGUUUGGGCUUUAAGGUUUUGAUAGCUGUUGUAUAUUAGCAAUUUUGUCUAUCUUCAUUAUUCUUUUCCUCCUCGUAUAGAUAGGGAUGUGUUCGUCAGUUUGUACCAUCAUUUUUUCCCUCAGAAGUAAUGCUUUUUAUGAGUUGAUAAUUGAUAAAAAUAAUUCCACUACAGAUGAAGAGUUGGCUUUUUUAUUUUUUAUUUUUUGCUCAUGUGAUCAUAAAUUUUGUUUAAAGAGAAGUGGUUUUUGUUA
Molecule: messenger RNA, 2573 nt
Organism: Arachis duranensis
Lineage: Eukaryota; Viridiplantae; Streptophyta; Magnoliopsida; Fabales; Fabaceae
Exons: 17
Coding region: 176-2158 (660 amino acids)
Biological process (GO): 7-methylguanosine mRNA capping; protein dephosphorylation
Molecular function (GO): protein tyrosine/serine/threonine phosphatase activity; mRNA 5'-triphosphate monophosphatase activity; mRNA guanylyltransferase activity
Source: RefSeq, a predicted model, not a curated record